Messenger RNA from Ceratitis capitata (Mediterranean fruit fly), 2263 nucleotides. RefSeq lists its product as uncharacterized. The record is from RefSeq and is a predicted model, not a curated record. Gene Ontology annotation, cellular component: membrane. NCBI's taxonomy places the organism in Eukaryota, Metazoa, Arthropoda, Insecta, Diptera, Tephritidae. Gene Ontology annotation, molecular function: ligand-gated monoatomic ion channel activity. The transcript has 11 exons.
AUGCAACUGCACGCACAUACGCACGUCACCACUUUGUUGCAGCUCUUAAUCCAACGGUAUUUUGCGCAAUUCUCCUCUGUGUUGAUUGUUCAUGAUGGACGCGUAGGUGCUGGCAGUGACCUGCAGCGUGAGUAUCUUGAGGCAGUGCAAUUGGCAUUCCGCAAUCUGUCCCAGCAGGGCUGCGUAAUUGGGCUGCAAUGGAUUGAUGUCAGUUAACUGGAUGGACGUGGGAGCAGCAGAUACAGCAACAGCAAUGCAAGGAAUGACAGCCACAGCAACGUCGAUGACGGUUUGGUCUAUGAUGAUGAGUUGGAAUUGCAUUUGCUGCGCGCCGUUGACAUUGUAACUGAGGGUUUCAUCACCAUCCUACCGGACACUGUGCGUUUCCUACACGCUCGCUACUUUGCCACACGUUAUGCCGAGUUACGUCUUAAAGAUAAAUUUUAUCUGUUUUUGUGCGAACUCGAAAAUCCGACGGAUUUGCUAUCAACUGAAAUAUUGCAGUUUUACCCCCACCAUCUUAUGGUUACACCGGAGAUACCUACAACUCAGCAAACGGACAAUCCACAAGCAACUCGACUCACCACCCCUACCGCCUUAACAUCAUCCUCCGAGACCACGCACCGCGACAUCAAUAUCCAACUGUGGACACAAAAGUUUGUUGGUGCAAGCGGAAAUUUGGAUGCGCUGCUACUGGACGCAUUCUUGCCGAACGAAACUUUCGCCCGACAUGCUGAACUUUUCCCUAACAAACUUAACAAUUUGAGAGGGCGCCCCAUACAGGUCGGUGCUGUUACCUACAUACCAUAUGUGGUGACUAAUUAUGUGGCACCUGGCAUGGGUGAUGUUGAUGCAUUGAAUGCGACUGAUUACAGCCGCACGGUGUCUUAUUUGGGCUCGGAGGCAGAAGUUAUGAAAUCUUUCUGUGAAUUGCACAAUUGCCAUUUGAGAGUUGAGCAGUACGGCGUCGAUAAUUGGGGCUAUAUAUAUGAAAACGAGACCUGGGGCGGUGUUUUGGGUGGUAUCUAUACACAAAACGUUGAGGUGGCUAUCGGUUGCAUUUACAAUUGGUACAACAACAUCACAGAGACAUCGAAUACGAUUGCGCGUUCAGCAGUAACCUUAUUGGGACCAGCACCAGCCCUAUUCCCAGCAUGGCGUGCCAACAUAAUGCCCUUUAGUAGCGAACUUUGGGCUUUCCUAAUCAUGACGAUUCUACUCUGUGCCUCUGUGAUGUAUCUUAUUCGUUUUACUUCGUUUACAUUGAAAAACUUACGCUGGAAUUUAAAACGAAAUUUCAAACAUUCAACUGCAUUUGGCCAAGCAGUAUUGGAUAUGUUUGCGGUAUUUAUACAACAGCCAUCGGGGCCGACAAGCCUGCGAAGUUUUGCCGCACGUUUUUUUCUGGCAAUGAUUCUUUGUGCCACUAUAACAUUGGAGAAUACCUACAGCGGUCAGUUGAAGUCUAUUUUAACUGUACCAUUAUUCACUGAAGCUGUCGAUACGAUGGAGAAAUGGUCGAAAACUGAUUGGGCUUGGUCAGCCCCGGCUAUAGUAUGGCGACAAACUAUAGAGGGUUCAAAUAUUGAGAAAGAACAAAUAAUGGCGAAAAAGUUUGUGGUGCACGAUUAUGAUUUUCUGUACAAUGCAAGCUUUCGCAUGGACUACGGUGUGGGUAUUGAACGAUUAAUGAGCGGCUCCUUCACUUUUGGUAGUUUUAUAUCGGCACCAGCGUUGGAAACGAAGAUUGUACCAAAAGACGAUUUAUAUUUUGAUUGGACUCGUGCUGUCUCAAUUAGAGGUUGGCCACUGAUGCCACUUUUCGAUAAACAUAUUCGCGCUUGUAUUGAAUCGGGACUCUUUGUUCACUGGGAGAGACAAAUCGUCGCGAAAUAUUUGAAUAGAAAAACACAGGAAAUCAUGUUGGGCUUAGCAUCUGGACACAUUAAUAAGCUACCACCACAAAAGCUAACUUUAGAAAAUAUUUCCGGAGCUUCAUUUGCUUUGCUCUUUGGUUGUUUGUUUGCAAGCAUCGUCUUUAUGUUGGAAUUGACAGUUCAUCACUUUGAGAAAUUUCGCGUGUCUUUUAAAAGUUCACUUUCGAAAGACAAGACCAAUGAAAUGGCUCAGUCAUCGAGUUUAAGUCCCUACUGAGCUAACGUCUUUUGUUCUACCAUAAUCAAUACAAAUUACAGAUAUUUAAACGCGCGCACGUACAUGCAAUCACUUUAGUGAAAAUCGAUACCACUUUACUACACUUAAU